GGAUAGACAGUGUUGAAAACAGCCCAGGGCGACACUGAGUCUCUCAGUAGCCCGGGAUCAGCAGACUUCUAUGGGAUGAUUUGACAACAGAGACUCCAUCGGUUGGAUUUAUUUAUUUUUUAAACAAUAACUUACUGUCAUAUGUAGUUGCUGAAUAUAAAGGCAACUUAAAGAGCACUGCCGAAAUCUUUUUUUUUUUAGUUAAAUGCUAAGCGCGUUAGCAGUUUAUGAUUAACGAGAUAACCCUUUGCUUUUGUGAAAAAGUUCGCCUUUUUUUCCCAGCUGACUGAUACAAACGUCGUCCUGUCGUGGCGAACCAUAUGAUAGCAUUUCAUUUGCGUAAAAAGUAAAAAAAAGAAGAAGUAAAAAUUAAAUGCGGAGAUACAAUGACGUCGUUGCGGUUUGAUCGAGCAGCGUAUGCUGGGGAGCAGCACUUUUGACGGUCGGCUGUCAACGAGCUCGCUUGCCUUAGGUGAACGCUGGCUAGGCGGCUAGCCGUGUGUCUCCGUUUCUAUGGCCAAAAUAGAAAACGGCCGCGAGUCCGUGGACACCCGGAGUAUCCGAACCGUCAGCAGCAGCCACAUAGACGACGAGAGCUCCCUGGGCUCCGACUCCGAGAUCAACGGCUUCACCAGCGAUAGACGAACGGACAAAUAUGGAUUCAUCGGCGGAGCUCAGCAGUACACGGAGGAGUCAGCUCAGGACGUCCCUCCGGCCGUGCUCAGACAGAGGGAGCUCAAAUGGCUGGACAUGCUCACCCACUGGGACAGGUGGAUAAUCAAGAGAUUCGACAAGGUUAGCGGCACGCUAACAGACGGCGGUUUGAUACCGCGUCACAGCAGUUAGCAUAGUUUGAUGUAGCAGAUAUGCCCCCUCCGCAGUCCUGACCCGGUGCUGUUGGGGCAGGAAUAGACAAGAUAACUGGUAUUUAUCAAGCUAUCGCUUGCACGACUACGAGACGGCGGCGAAGACGCUGCGUUUAUUAUGGCCGCUUACUCGUCAAACUAGUUCAGCCCUGAUUUUUUUUC
Molecule: messenger RNA, 1028 nt
Organism: Cynoglossus semilaevis (tongue sole)
Lineage: Eukaryota; Metazoa; Chordata; Actinopteri; Pleuronectiformes; Cynoglossidae
Product: TBC1 domain family member 10A-like
Exons: 2
Coding region: 514-846 (110 amino acids)
Source: RefSeq, a predicted model, not a curated record